This is a messenger RNA of Trichoderma harzianum CBS 226.95, 1314 nucleotides long. RefSeq lists its product as hypothetical. The coding region runs from base 1 to 1314 and encodes 437 amino acids. The transcript is spliced from 3 exons. NCBI's taxonomy places the organism in Eukaryota, Fungi, Ascomycota, Sordariomycetes, Hypocreales, Hypocreaceae. The record is from RefSeq and is a predicted model, not a curated record.
AUGGCUCCCGCGGCUUACAAUGACCGUGAUGGUCACCUAGAGGCUGGACUUCUGAAGAGCACCCAAGGAGAGAAGCAGACCGGAUAUCAGCACCUCACGCAGCAGACCCCCAGCAAGAAUAGGAAGAUGGUUUACUUUAGGCGGGCACUGUUCAUCAUCGCAGUGGGCUUCGUCCUCGGCUUGGGCGUUGCCACUGCUCGGCCCAGCGUCGUCAACUGCCACAAGUCCAACAAGAUGGCCGUGGCCAAGGCUCACGCCUCCAACGGGGAGCUGGCUGAGGCACUUCAGAAGGCGUCUCCUGAUCUGCUUCACCGGCUGCUGCAUGCUUAUCUCCCCGAGAGAUACCAGCACGGCGUCUUCCCCUCGGAUCGUGAUGCCAUUGAUGCUAUCCAUGGCGACGACCCUUCUGUAGCUUCGGCUAUUGUCCAGAUUGCCAAGAGACAAGAGGAUACACCAAACAACAACUCCACCAUCCCCAAUUCAUCGUCUACAACUCCCCCGUCCUCUUCGUCUACUUCGGUACAGGAAUCCUCAACUUCGCCUGCACAGUCAACCACGGAUUCGUCAUCAUCCUCGACCACCACUCCUGAGCAAUCCUCGACUGAGUCUACUACGACCCAACCCGCCAGUACCACUGCUGGGUCCACAACCUCGGACUCAUCUUCAACCUCUACCCCUGCUUCCACCACCGCAGGGCGCACCACCACCGACGAACAGACUACUACUAACACCGGAAGUGCAACCUCAACCGAGCCCCCAAGCUCGACCACUUCGCCUUCUGAAUCCACUACUACUACUGGUACGUCCACCACAGGAACUGAAGAGACCACUACGGCUGCCUCCUCCUCUCCCACCACCACCGCUCCAGAGUCCACCACCUCUUCUGGUAGGUCGUCAUCAAGCAUCGUUUCAUCGUUUACCGAUGCAUCUACAACUGCUUCUGAUACUUUGCCCCCUUCCUCUUCUACCUCUUCCUUCCCUUCUUCAACUUCCCCUCCGGAAUCGACGACAACGACAGAGACCACUACUGAUAACUCCAUAACAUCAUCAACCACUACUAGCGAGGGUCCGGCAACAACCAUUACUUCAGGCACUAAGACGACGUCUGCUCCGGUUCUCCACACUUACACCAGAACUCUUCCCAACGGCGGCACCACCACACUCACUUCCACCUCAUGGGUUGCCGUUGUCCCUACCGACCAGGCCGAGGGAUCCAAGAGCCCUGACCUUCAGAACGCUGCCUCCCUGCCUCGUGGCGAGAUGGUGCUGCCUGCUGUCAUUGGUCUCUUGGUUGGAGCCGUUCUUAUGGUAUAA